AUGGCUCGUAAGACCAAGGACCUCGCCGAGGCCUACCCCGCGGCGUGUGCCGAGGCCAAGUGCAAGGCCGUCGCGCCCUUCGUCGGCGCCCUCGCCCGCGCGGUCGACGCCGGCGCCGAGCUCACGUUCGUCCGCCUCAAUGGCAACAGCAAGGAGCUCUUCAACGGCCGCGUCGACGGCCGCGGCGCGGUCGCGAUCGCCAGCGCCCUGACCGGAACCGCGACCGUCGAGGAGGUGGACCUGAGCUACAACCGCAUCGACGACGCGGGCGCCGAGGCCAUCGCGGCGAUGCUCGCGAGGUCCCCCGCCGUGAGGAGGCUCGACCUCCGCGGCAACGACAUCGGCCCAGAGGGCGCGGCGCACAUCGCGCGCGCGCUCGCGGCGACCGGAGGGUCCGGAGGGUCCGACGAGAACGCGGACGCCGCGUCGUCGUCGUCGUCGUCGUCGUGCCGUCUGGAGAGCCUGCGGAUGGACCACAACCCGCUCGGCGACGACGGCCUCAUCGCCAUCGCUCAAUCGCUUCGGCGCAACGCGACGUUACGCGAGCUCGACGUCGGCGACUGCGACGCGGGCAUCCGCGGCGUCACCGCGCUGUGCGUCGCCGUGUUCGAGCGCAACACCACGCUCAAAUCGCUCGGCAUGGAGAACCCGUCGCGGCUGUUCACGCACCAGUCCGAGCACGUCUUCCACGCGGCGAGGAUGCUGGCGUCGAGCGGGAUUGCCAAUUUAAAGAUUGGGAAGUGGCGCGUCGACGCCCACGGGAUCGAGACGCUCGCCGCGUACGGCGUCGCGGCGUCGCAGCACCUGGAGUGCCUAAACCUACGAUGCAACGCGGUGUGCGAGGUGGGCGCGAACUCGGUGGCGAGGAUCGUGCGGGAGGGCGAGCGGUUACGGUACCUGAACCUCGAGCGGAAUCCGUUGGGCGAUCGCGGCGCGGCGGCGAUCGCCAAAGCGCUGCCGCAAAGCAACGCGCUGGAGGAGAUCGACCUACGAUGCGCCGGCAUCGGCGACGUGGGUUUGUGCGCGCUGGCGGACGGGAUCGUCGCCACGACGCCGUCGCGGCGGCCGCGGGUGGUGCGGCUGUGGGGGAACGCGUUCGGCGAGGGGGCGCGCGUUAAAUGGUUCGGCGCGCUGCUCGAGAGCGAGGAGGCGGGGUGCCCGAUCGCCGCGGAUUUCGUCAUCACGCGCGACGGGACGGACGGGGCGUCCGGCACGGGCAUCGCGCGGUUGGACGUGCCGGACGACGUGGCGGUCAACGCGUGGGACGCGGUGUAUUAG
This is a messenger RNA of Micromonas commoda, 1278 nucleotides long. RefSeq lists its product with no specific name. Gene Ontology annotation, cellular component: perinuclear region of cytoplasm; cytosol; nucleus. Gene Ontology annotation, biological process: activation of GTPase activity; nucleocytoplasmic transport. Gene Ontology annotation, molecular function: GTPase activator activity; small GTPase binding. The record is from RefSeq and is a predicted model, not a curated record. The coding region runs from base 1 to 1278 and encodes 425 amino acids. The transcript has a single exon. Lineage: Eukaryota; Viridiplantae; Chlorophyta; Mamiellophyceae; Mamiellales; Mamiellaceae.